This is a messenger RNA of Gongylonema pulchrum, 216 nucleotides long. Lineage: Eukaryota; Metazoa; Nematoda; Chromadorea; Rhabditida; Gongylonematidae. The record is from the annotation of a GenBank genome assembly.
AUGAAUGAUGAUGCAGUGAUGCUGGCACUAAUAGCGAUAGAAUUCCGAGGGUCACCAUGGAGACCGAAAGGCAUGUGCCUGAUCGAAUGCGCUCUGCGUGUUCCGGUACUAUUGCCUCUGGCACCAGAUGCCUUGGUGCCACUUACUGCCCUACGUGAUCCACGUGCACGCCUUGAUGCUUUAUCACUGUCAUGUUGGCGCUGGUCAUCGUUUUAA